This is a messenger RNA of Harpegnathos saltator (Jerdon's jumping ant), 1219 nucleotides long. RefSeq names its product fatty acid binding protein (gene fabp). The coding region runs from base 251 to 655 and encodes 134 amino acids. The record is from RefSeq and is a predicted model, not a curated record. The transcript has 3 exons. Gene Ontology annotation, molecular function: lipid binding. NCBI's taxonomy places the organism in Eukaryota, Metazoa, Arthropoda, Insecta, Hymenoptera, Formicidae.
AGAGAGAGCUGUGUGUUGAGUUGAGUGAGAGAUAAAGUUUUCGUGCCACCGACGUUCCUCAUCCUGGACUGGUCUAGUCCUGCCUGCUCAGUUCCGCGCCGAUCGACCAGGAGUUGGUACCUAGUCCCGUCCCGGCUGUAUCGAUUAAUUCGCCGGCUACACUUGUCUCGUUCUGCACGUGUGUUACCAAAUAAUUCUCCAGCUCUCUCUCUCUCUCUCUCUGUCUCUCUUUCUACUUCGGCCGAUCAUCAUGUCCGGUGCAGAGUUCCUUGGCAAGCGCUACAAGCUCUUCAGCAGCGAGAACUUCGAUGACUUCAUGAAAGCGCUCGGAGUGGGUCUGAUGACGCGUAAAAUGGGCAGCAGUGUCAGCCCCGUGAUCGAGAUGACGGAGAAAGACGGGACGUACACCCUGAAGACGACCAGUCCCUUCAAAAGCACCGAGAUCAAGUUCAAGCUCGGCGAGGAGUUCGACGAGGAGACCGCGGACGGCAGGAAAGUGAAGAGCGUGUGCACCCUGGAGAAUAACAAACUUAUACAGGUGCAGAAGGGUGACAAGGAUACCACGAUCGAGAGGGAAUUCACGCCCACGGAGAUAAAAGCGAUCAUGAAGGUUGACGACAUAGUCUGCACGAGGGUAUACAAGGUUCAGGAAUAAAGAGGUGUCUCUGUGACUGAUGGCCGAAGACGCGCACAACCGCGUACGUGCUUUUUAAGAGCGCUCUACGAAAGAACGUGUCAAUCGAUGUUUAAAAUCUUGUCUCUCGCGAGCACGCGAACGCCAGGAGGACGGGGAAUGUCAAACGAUGUUUGUCAGCGCCGGACCACCUGCGUGUCGGAUUAAUUACUCACAGACACAUACGUGGUCGUGAGGAUGUGAUCAAUCACAAAUUACACGAAACAAAUUGCGAACGUUGCACGUUUUUCUGUAAAGUUGAAAGUUCUACGUUUUUCGAUAUGUACGCUUUUCUUGUAAAGGGGAGGUCGCGAACCACGAUGAAUGAGUCAUCGUAUGAACAGAUCAGUCGCUCGAGAGUCAUGCACAUUCUUUUCUUUUCCGACGAGUUUUCGUAUUGCGCGUUAUAUAGUAAAAAUAUAUAAUAUCGUCGAUCGGUGAGUUCUGUUUCAUCCGUAGCGGUAACUGUGUUACCCCAUUAAUUGUACGAUUAAUAUUUGUCAUAUGAGUUAUUUUUACGAAUAAAGAUUGCAGAAAUAUACACAA